AUGUCAGUGGCGAAGCUCAUAUCAGUGGCAGACCUGCAUGGCGAUUUUGAUAGAGCAGUGCGCAUUCUGGUCCACGCCAACCUGAUUGAUCAGGAGACCCAUGCCUGGAUCGGCGGGGAUUCUACUUUAGUCCAGACGGGUGACAUAGUUGAUCGAGGAAGCCAUUCCAAGCAGAUUUACCAGCUCUUCUUCGGCCUUCGUGAGCAAGCACUCAAGGUUGGUGGCAGGGUCAUCAAUCUGCUGGGCAACCACGAGGUUAUGAACAUAAAGCAUGACUGGAGGUAUGUCACUGCGGCCGACAUUGCGGAAUUUGGAGGUGAAGAGGAACGUGCGCAAGCUUGGUCUUUGAAUGGAUGGCUGGGCUCACAAGUGCUCAAGUUCCCGGUGGCGAUCGUUGUGGAGAGGGUACUUUUUGUGCAUGCCGGACUUCUGCCAGAGAUUGUUGCGCGCCGUAGCUUGGACGACUUGAACGAAGAUACGCAAAAAGCGUUGGCUGGUGAGAUGCAAGGGACAGAGGCACGCGAACUUCUGGGACCACGAGGGCCAGUCUGGGCACGAGACUAUGCAAUUCGAGGUGAUGCCUCGUGCGAAAGGGUGGGGAAUGUGCUGUCAAAAAUGGGAGCUAACCGAAUGGUGGUUGGUCAUACGAUACAACGCGAUUUUCGCGUUCAUGCCCGCUGCGGUGGAAGAGUUAUCUUGGGGGACACAGCUAUUUCGCAGAGCUAUGGUGGUGCCAUGACGUAUCUGGAGCAUGAUGAGCACGGGGUCACUGCCGUGUAUCCUGGCACUGGUGAGAGACAGAGUUUAUUGUCUUCUGAUGUGGAUCCACGUCCUGACCCGAAUUUUGUAACGGCGACUGCCGUUGUGUCUGUAGCAUCUGCUGCGUCUCUCAGCUGGAGGCCAGACCUGGCUGCCCUUGGAAUUUUCAUCACGGGGGCAACGUUUGCCGUCUGGCGGUGCCGCUCAAGCGAAAAGCUGCAAAGACAUGCCACCUGA
Symbiodinium pilosum is the source of this 996-nucleotide messenger RNA. Lineage: Eukaryota; Dinophyceae; Suessiales; Symbiodiniaceae. The record is from the annotation of a GenBank genome assembly.